Molecule: messenger RNA, 4674 nt
Organism: Oxyura jamaicensis (ruddy duck)
Lineage: Eukaryota; Metazoa; Chordata; Aves; Anseriformes; Anatidae
Gene: ARMC10
Product: armadillo repeat containing 10
Exons: 6
Coding region: 1-1029 (342 amino acids)
Cellular component (GO): mitochondrion
Molecular function (GO): protein binding
Source: RefSeq, a predicted model, not a curated record
AUGCCCAGCUCCUUCAACUCCCUCAGCUCCCUUCAUCUCCCUCAGGCCCCUCGGCUCCCCCCCAGCGGCGGGGCGGUGCCGGAUGUGGCGGCUGCUUCCGCGGCCGGGGCGAUGGGGGAGCGGCGGGGGGCGGUGGCGAGGGCGGCCGCGGCCGGGCUCGUGCUCGGGGCCGCCGCCUGCUACUGCCUGUGGCGGCGGGCAGCGGGCUGGGGGCGCCGGCGGGGGCCGCCCUCAGUGACAGACAAAAGUCAUCCAGAGUCACACCAUACCAUGGAUGCGGAUGCUCUACAGAAACUUAUUCAUUUGCUCCAGGCCACAGAUGAUCCAUUAAUUCAAGAGCAAGCUUUAAUCACUCUAAGCAACAGUGCCGCCUUCUCUGUAAAUCAAGAUAUAAUUCGAAAUUUGGAUGGCCUUUCUGUUAUUGGAGGGAUGCUCUCAGAUUGUGUUCCCAAAGUUACAGAAAAAGCACUAAAUGCACUUAAUAAUUUGAGUAUGAAUAUUAAAAAUCAGGAAGAGAUACAGGUAUAUAUUGAGCAAGUUUGUAAGAAUGUUGAAUCAGCCCCUCUGAACUCUGAUCUGCAGCUCGCUGGGCUCAGGUUGUUGACAAAUAUGUCUGUUACCAGUGCCUACCACCAUAAGAUGAUAAACCAGAUCCCAUGCCUUCUUCGUGUGCUUUCGGAAGGAUCUGAAAGGACACAGAUUCAAGUUCUGAAAGUACUUGUGAACUUAUCUGCAAACCCAGCCAUGACAAGACAUUUUCUCAGAGCACAGGUGCCAUCACUGCUGUUACUUUUUGACAACCGCAUAAACAGAGAUAUUCUGCUUAGAGCCCUGGUGUUUGCAGCAAACUUAAAAAAGAAUGUGAACAAUGAAGGUGGCACGAUGAUUCAGGACCAAUACAGUGAAGAUUCAGUUUUCUCUAUUCUCUGCAGGGAUUCUAUCCCAUUUGCUCAGAAGCUGGCGUCUUUAUUGCAUCACCCUGAUCAAGAAGUGAAAGAGCAAGUUGUGAGAAUACUAACACAACAGUAAUUUUAAGAAGUGACUGACAAAAAUAUCUAAUCUUAAGAUUAGAUAUAAAAGAGUACUGAGUAGUACUAGGCACAAAUCAGUUAUUACAAAAGAGAUUGCAAUAUAUUUAAUAGAGAGAGCAUAACAGAUGUCUUAUACGAGGUAAAGCAGUAAGUUAUUGGUACUGAGAAACCACUAUCCAGGUGGUACAUGUAAGAGGGAGGCACACUUUAAAGCAGGAAAGCUUUUAUAUAUGUACCAUGAAUAUUUUAAAUGGAUGAAUAAAGUCAGUCUAAAUAUUCCCAAUGUCAGUUUUUGUGCCUUAGGUUUUUACAGCUGUUGAUUAUCUAUAGAAUGACUAAAGAUUCAGGACUUAGAGUUUAGGCAUUUACAUUUUUAUUAAUCUGACAUCUAUAAGAAAGCUACAGGCAAACCUUAGAAAAUCUUAAACAGAAACAGUACCAAACUACCACCGACUUCCUGCAGAAAUAGUAUUUUCAAUGAAAAUUGUAAUUAAAAUUAUCCAAUGCUGUUUUUUCAUCUUAACUGCAGAGAAUACUAAGCAUAUGAAAAUGUAGUAUGAAAAUGUAUCCAUUCCAUUUAGCUAAACUGCAGUGCAGUUAACCGCAACAUAGAAGGCUUCCAUACUUGAACGAAAUCAUAAGGAUUUUUAUCUCCCUUUAGUGAUAACUCUAAAAGAAAGCAUACAUCUUUUUCAAAAUACUUUAUUAUGAGUCAAAGAUUAUCUGCAGCUCUGCUUUAGUAUCUUCAUUAGAGAAGUAUCAUGCAUGUUUUUACAAAAGCUUCCUGUUCUGUGGGAGCCCUCAGGCCUGCUUAGAGAGACUCAAUGAGAGGAGCUUUUGGAGAACUCUGUUCCUCUCAUCACCAUCAUUGGAACAGGUGCGUCUGUUGAGAUAGCCACCAUAAGUUUCCAUUCAUCUCUGCAGCAUUAAUUCAAAAAUGCAAUGGAAUACAUCUAAACAUUGUAAAGGAAACUGAAGUUUCAUUGAUGAACACAGAACAUGUAGUAGAAAACACUUUACCUUAAUACUACUAAAACUUCCACAAUACCAAACCACGGAGAAGUUAGCAUCACAUGUAAAGGCUGGAAAACUUCUAAGAGAACUGCAUUAUCUAAACGAUUACUAGAUGCUAUCUUUUUAAGUUAAUACAUACAUUCCUCUGUUAAUAACAUAAUAUUUUUCUUUCUGUAUACUCAAUAGAUAUUUAUUUUCAGUAGAUAACUUUCUUCAAAUAGAUAGAACUGCAAGAAAAAUAUGCCCUGAUGGAUAAUUUGGUAAAGCUACAUACGUAUCAUUUGUGUAUAUGUAGUUUUUAACUCAAUAGGAAUAUCACUAAGGCAGAAGUUGGCACAAUUCCCACUCCAGAACUCUGACAAUCACUGCAUUUAGAGUGAACUUCCCUUUCUCCUUCCCACUGGUCCCCCCCCAAAAAAAACAAAAAACACCACUGUUCAUUUUGCAACAUGCAAAUUACAAUACAAUCACUUAAUGUUUUGCCAUUUUUUGAUGGCCUUUUUUUCUGCUUCUGUAUUUAACAAAUAAGUCUAGGUCAGAUACUGCAAAUUUUUUUAUAUCACCUUUCUCUUCUGAGACAAAAAGAAAUUAGUCUGUUCCAGGUAUAUCUGAUUUUAUGUGCAUAUAUUUUCUUAACCUCACCCAUGGAGAUGCCUAGAUGCCCCUCUCCAUGUUCUUAAACCUAAAAAUAAGUUUUUCAGACAUCAUUUUUUUUGAUAGUUGCUUCUGUCCACUACCAAAGGAAAGAAUAAGAAUUCAAAUGGCCAUUGUCUCCUCUAUUUAAAAUACAUGAAAACUUUUUGCAACACUGCCUCUAUUUUUUCUGGAGUAGAAAGAGCUAUUUUUAAACCUUUUCUUCACAGAACAAUACUACUGAGAUGUUUUCAAACAAUGCAAGACUCUCCAAUGUCUUCAUAAAACUGUCUUAAUUUUUCAUCCCCUGCUCCAUGCCCCAUAUGGAAUCUUACCAACACCAAAACAAAACAUAGCAGUUACUGUUCUACAUACAAAUGCUGUGAACGAAUGCAUCUAAAACAAAACAUAUUCCAUUACUGACAUACUCUGGUACUUAUAAUUCAGUACUCUACAUUUCUGCUUAGCUAUAACAGGUACUCCCUAUUUCAGUUUCAUUUUUUCUUUCUAAAAUGCAACAUUUUUUUUACAAAACACAGUCUAUUGAUUUUGAAAACUGAAAAAACAACCUGAGUUCUAGCCUUGUCCUUCAAAGUACUCAUAACAUCCUGCAGCUUGGUCUCUUCCACAAUAUUGUGUGUGAUACGUUAUCCUAACCAUUACUGAAGCUGGUGCUUAAAUGCUAAGCCCAACACAGAUGCCAUCUGAAAUGUCCUCCCCUAAAUCAACACUGAACUAACAGCAGGAGUUUUAAACCAGUUUUCAAUAUAUUCUGAUGAUCACAUCUAGACAUUCUGGUGAUAGGAUUGCUAGUAGAAAUACCUUCUCAAAUAAAGGAAUACUGAUUUUUGUUAGAUAUGAAUUUCACUAAAGGAAUAUGAGCUAUUUUUUCUUACACGUAAUUUGUCUGCUCUAGAACCCUUCCUCACAAUGAACUGGCACUAACUGAUCUUUGCCUCCUUCUGCUGUUCUUUGUUGGUAUUAAUUUUAAGACUUCUAGGACUUUCCAGCAGAGGUUUUAUAAAGGCUAACUGUUAACAAUUAGAGAUCAUUUCAGUUUGCUCCUAGCACGAAAUCUCAGUGACUGGUUUUAAUUUGCUGCCAGAAGUCUUUAGAUCACGGGGUAAUAAUUUACCUUUUAAAAAAAAUUGAUCUUCAUGGAGUAUGAACGCAAAAUGUAAUGCACAAGAGCAGAAAAAAAAGACCCAAAUAUCCCAUAGAUGAGAAAAAUCAUGAACAAAUGAUUUAUUUUCCAAUGAAUUAUGAAGGCAAAUAACCUUUAUUUUUUAUUUUUAUUUUUUUUGGCAACAAUAGGCUUUAAUUCUGUAAAUGAGCAUGGCAAUUUGAUACAGAUACAUUUAGCCAAGUAUUACAGUAGUAAGUAAUUUUGUAGUCUCUCAUUCAACUUUAAAAUUAUGGGGAAGCUAUAAGGAAAAAUUACCACAGCCCUUGCUUCAGACUUUUCACUUUAAAAAAAAAGUACUUAAUAAUAGGUUGAGUCAAUGCAAAGACAAGCGCCAUUAAGGGACUCUUGCAUCUCAUGUACUGCAUUUGACAAAAAAGUUAUUUUAGACACAUUCAGACCUAACUUAAAGACACUGACAAAACAAUAUUAGGGUGCAGAUAUUCUGUCCACCAGUAAGUAUUUACACAUUAAUGUUGCAUUAUUAAGUGCUCUCUCACUCUCUUAAAGGCACAGUUCUUUAAAUCAUUUUAAAAUUCAGCUUUUGUGGUUCCUCAGUAAAUGAAAGCGUAGAAGCACUCAGUAAAAUAAUUAUUUUACUGUGCUUGUGCUUUACCAACACAGCUGUACUGGGAGACUCCCACAUAACAGAGUGGAGCUAUCAAGAAACAGGGCGUAAUUUUAAAAUUAAUGACUAAAAAGUGGGAGAUGACAUUUUGACAAUGAAUAAUUCAAGUUAGCCAUUAAUUAUAAUACUACAUCCUGCUCUGAGGCUAUUAUUGCUGUUAUAGGUAAGAUGAAGAGUUGAAAAAA